CAAAGCGCUACCAUCUAAGGCUUCCGGCUUUAUUAAAAACUACCGCACUUAAGAUUUGAACCCACGACCAUUGAGUUGAAAGUCGAGUAUCGGGUAUAGAUUUAAUAUAUGGAUAUAUGCACGUAUGCAGCUUAUAUAAACUUCAAGAAAUUCCUCUUUUAUCCGCACGUUUUCCCUCGGCCAUUAAAUUCAAUAAAAUGGAAUGACAGCAACUAAAGGAUAAAGCCUAUCUGAAAGUUAAAACACAGGAAGGAACAAUUUGAUUGUUUUUAAAAUAAUUUCAAUGAAUGAAAUAUUUGGAGCAAAACGCUUUAUAUUCAACAGCAAGCCAAAUGACACCGGUGUCUCUUUAACAAAUGAAUACGCGGUUCCUUGUGUUAAAAAGAAAGAAAAAGACUAACAGAAGAAUAGGUAGUAUAUCCGCAGUAGGAGAUCCUAUUAAGUUACUUUAAAAGCGAACGUAGUCAAGAUAUUUGGGAGGGAGCGUGAUAAGUGUAUUAGCAUUAGCAUGUAUGAGCAUGCAUUGUAAUUAACAUAUUAUGAGUAGCAAGACUUUCGUGAGAGAACUAUACUGUUCACCAUGUAAUAUGUGGAUCGACUUGCGGCUAUGGUUCGGCGUUACGAUCUUGUUUGAACAAAGGAGGAAGUGCAUUAUUUCAAUCGUUUAUCAAAAAUGCUGGUAAACAUAUUGAUUUUUAAUAAUUUCUAGAUGGAAAGAAAAAUGACAAAAUAAGUUAAAUAAGAUUUAAAAUCAAAAGAGACGAACGUCAAAAGCACAAAAGGCCGCAACGCCAGCAAAGCAGAACGUCGGAACGCCAGAACGCUUCCUUAAUUAAUACAAAAGAAAAGAUAGAGAGUGUGUGAGAGAGAGAGAGAGAGAGAGAGAGAGAUAGAGAUAGACAGAUUAAGAGAGGGAGAGAAAAGGAAAGAAUAAACAUAUUCCUUGUUAAACACAGAACGCAGCACAGAGCUUGUGUAAAACAUGGAAAUUGCAUUUGUGCGAUGGAAUAAUUAAUCAAACUUCUGCAAACACAAGUUAUGAACACAACGCUCAACAACGGCAACAGAAAACUAUGCCAAGAAACUUUAAAGCCGAGACACGAGUAAUCCAUUGAGAAAUUUGGGUGACGGCAGAAGAAAAACAGCUUAUCCAACUGCAGCAACAAUAUUAAUAUCCUUGAAGUAAACGAAAAUCGAAACGAAAAAAAAUUAAAAAAAAAAAACGGAAAAUUGGAAUCAUUAUGAAAAAUAAAUGCCUCGAAAAUAACUGGCAAUGAUCUUUAUGUAAUCAUCAUAUUCAACAUAUGAAGCGAACUGUCAGCGACUCUGCAUGUCGUCAAAGUGAUAUCGAAAAAAAAAAUAUGACGUUAAGUGAAAUCAUGAUUCCAGAAAAAAAUCAUGCAACAAAAAUAUGCCUUAUGGCAGGCAAAGGUCAGUCGCAAGGCAAUAGCUUAAAAACGAAAAAAGCCUCGAUGCUUAAACAGCAGGCGUCACUGCAAGCGCUUGUGACAGCAACUCCUGCAGUUUUACAGGCAAUUGCAGAUAUUGGGCCAAAAGAUAAACAAUUGCAGCAGCAAUAUCGCCCGCAACAGAAGUUACAACUACAAGUAAAACGAAAACACUCGCAUUCUGCAGUAACGGCGCCUUCACGAAAUUCAAUAAUGACUAAAACUGCAUUAACUUCGCCAGCAUCAACGCAAACUCUAGCACAGUCUUUUCCCUUGAUGGCUAGAGAAAAAAGUAGCAUAGAAUUAUCGCCGCCGUUAUCGUUAUCUCUAUCAUUUUCGUCAUCAUCAUCAUCGUCGUCAUCAUCGUCACCAUUAUCAGGAUUGCCGGUAACAUUAUUGCCAUCAGAGAACAGAGAAACAGUUUCAUCUGCAACACUUAAUACAAUUGCUGGAAAAAAUUUAACAAACAACAAAGCUCAACGUGCCAGCAGAGUUUGUUUAAGCUCAAAGUGCAGCUUCAAACACAAAUGUAUGCAAAACCAACAGCAAAGCAAACCAAAUAAUAUUAUAGCAAACUAUGCCAGCAGCAGGAACGACAUUAGCUGUAACGAGACCACCAUCGGCUGUUCAACAAAAUCAACAUUUCCAAAUAUGAAAGGACGACUUUCUCUUCAUUUUCACAAAGCACAUUUGGAAUACAUACUACGCCUCCUGAUAGUAUGUUUGAUGUUUGUUAUGUCAAUGCAACUUCAUACAGCCACUGUCUCUGCUAGUGUUUUAAAUAAACACGAACCAAUGUUCAUCUCGCGGUCGGAAACUUUUAAAUUUGUAUCUGGUGAUACUAUAGUGUUACCAUGCGAAGUAGCAAAUACUGAUCCGUACGUUGUUGCUUGGAAACGCGGCAUCGCCAUAUUAACAGCUGGCUCUGUUAAGGUUACACCCGAUCCACGUGUACGUUUAGUUAACGGUUUUAAUCUACAAAUACGUGAUGCCGUACCACAGGAUGCCGGCGAUUAUAUUUGUCAAAUAGCAACAAUGGAACCACGUGAAAUCACUCACACAGUCGAAAUAUUAGUGCCACCGAGAAUUCAUCAUAUUAGCACAAGCGGCCAUUUGCAAGUCAAAAAAGGGUCUUCUGUACGUAUCGAGUGUUCAGCAUCCGGCAAUCCAACCCCGAACGUGACCUGGAGUCGUAAAAACAACAUUUUGCCUAAUGGCGAAGAAAAACUGCAUUCACACAUACUUUCCAUUGAGAAUGUGGAUCGCCAUAAGGGAGGUGUUUACAUAUGUACGGCUAACAACGGUGUUGGGCAGGCGGCUUCUAGUCAAGUUGUCCUACACGUUCUAUAUCCGCCUGAAAUAACUGUCGAGCGACCAAUAGUAUUUUCUGGUGAAGGUCAUGAGGCCAUGUUAGUAUGCAUCGUUCAUGGCGAAACUCAACCAGAGGUCAUUUGGUUUAAAGAUACCAUGCAAUUGGAUACGACAGAGCGUCACAUCAUGGAGAGUCGUGGUUCACGUCACACUUUGAUUAUACGCAAAGUGCAUCCACAAGAUUUUGGCAAUUAUUCGUGUGUGGCUGAGAAUCAACUUGGCAAGUCACGUAAAACCUUACAGUUGAGCGGUAAACCGAACGUGGCCGUAUUCAGCUCACCGCCAAUCAGUCAGUACAAGGACAGAUAUAAUAUUUCGUGGACUGUUGACUCGCAUACACCUAUUGAGGAGUACAAACUAUCGUUCCGAAGGUUACAACAAGGACAAGAGCUUGAUAACUCCAUCGACUCGCAUUCAUCGUCAAUGCUGCAAAUGUAUGGUGGCAGCAUGGGCGGUGGCAUAGUAAUGGGUAAUAAUCAUAAUUAUCGCCUAUCAGGAGGCAUGAGUAGCUUGGGAAGCUUUGGCACCUAUAAUAGCGUUGGCAACGUAGUUCAGUGGGGCCGUAACGAUUGGCGUGAUGUUGUUCUUCCCGCAAUGCCGUUAUCUCAUCAUUAUACUCAGGGCAUGAGUUACAUGAUACGCGGUUUAGAUCCCGAUCAACACUACGAGGCUACCGUUCAAGCUAGGAAUCGCUACGGCUGGAGUGAUCAUAGUCAAAGUUUCGUAUUUUCAACGUCAUCGAAUGAUGGUCUAACUAAUCUAUCAACCUAUUUAAAUAACGAUCACUUGUCAGAUAACGAAAUGCGUGACUUGAGUGUAACAUUUUAUGGAAGCACAGCACCUGUGAUCGAUAUCACGAAAACUCUUAACUACUUCAGCAUCGUAUUGAUAUACAUCUACAAUAACAGCAUAUAAAAUACUUAGCGUUCUAAAAAAGAAUAAGUAAUCCAGUAAAAAAAAAAAAAAUUACAUUUUAUUUAGACUGAAUCCUUUGAUAUCAGAUAUUUGUUUGUUUCUGUGUUUUUUCCCAAUUAAGAAAUACAUUGCAAAGCCGAAGAAAAGCUUUGAUUGUAAAACAUAUCCGUUUCCAAACUAUGACGACAUUAUUAACCUAUGAUUUCGCGAUUCGAGCUAAUUAAAUUUGUCAAUGAAUGUACCACGUGGUAAAGUGAAUGUAUUCGCCAAUAGAGAGUAAAAGAAAACCGCCUUGUUUUAUAUAAUUUUUUCUUUCUGAUACCUUUUAAUUUGAAAGCAGACGACAAUUAAAUAAAUCACUCUUAAUGAUACAAUAUUUUGAAGCAAAUUGCUUGCUAUUUACGACAUGAGAGUUUCAUAGGAAACGACGAAAAGUCAAAGGCCUAUAGAAUACAGACGAGUUUUCUCCAAAUCGCGAUAUUUCUUCUUGGUCUUGAUGCACGAUAAAACAUUGUUCUAUCAGAUCACCCAAAAGUUCUUUGAAUCCUAUUUUGCUUUUGAAGUUAAUCACAAACGAUCAGCUGAAGAGAAUCAGUAAAACGAUUCCGUAAAAUCUUAAGCAAAAAAAUUUGUUUUACUUAACACCGUAAAGUAAAUUGAUUAAGAGACUUUAAUUAGCUUCUGUUCCUUUCGCAAAGAACUUCUGCAGAGAUCUUUUCACAGCCAUCACAGUUACGUUAGGUAAGCCCGCCGUUUUAAUAGUAGUUCUAUAUAGACGAAAACGGUCUUCUAAUCUAAUCUAAGACAUUUUCCAGAGUCUUAUGACUAAAACUUGGCAAACUAUUCUCUCGGUAUUUGCAUUGCCUGCAACUACUACUUUGUAAAUCUCUGGCUCAUAUUCCCAUGAAAUUUGAUUAAUUAAAACAUCUCCGAUAACUUAUGUCUUAAUUGAAGCAAUUUGAAAGAAAACUACGUGUUUGUGAGACGUAUGGGUUUUUUUUUUGAAUUUUUUGUUAAUGACUAAGAAACGGUAUUCAAAUAAAACUUCUUUGGUAACUAAACGUUAAGUAUAUGUAAAUAGAUGAAAAUGACGCUAAUGAUAUUAAGGAACAACCCUAGAUAGAAAUGUUUAUAUAUGUUUACCGAAACACCUCAGCAUGUGUAAGAACAGAUUGGUUAAAUAACUUAACGAUCGAUGAUUACAGUUACAAACAUAUGUACAUAUAUUGAAUAUAUUGAAAAAAAAAAAAGAAAGAAAGAAAAAAAAUCAAAUUUCACAUAUAAAAUUUUGGUCUCUCUCUCCCUUUCUCGCUCUCCUCCUUCACAUGUCUCGUGCAGAGUCAUUCAUUUUGAUUCGUUCAAAAUA
Molecule: messenger RNA, 5100 nt
Organism: Glossina fuscipes
Lineage: Eukaryota; Metazoa; Arthropoda; Insecta; Diptera; Glossinidae
Product: neural cell adhesion molecule 2
Exons: 13
Coding region: 1305-3734 (809 amino acids)
Biological process (GO): homophilic cell-cell adhesion; synapse organization
Cellular component (GO): plasma membrane; neuronal cell body; axon
Molecular function (GO): protein binding; axon guidance receptor activity
Source: RefSeq, a predicted model, not a curated record